GCGGAUGUCGGUGAUGUCGAGAUGUCAAGGACAGAACAGAAAGCCAGGAACUAGGUGCAAGCGGGCAUAUCCUCGAACUUUCAGGUUUUACCUUGUUUUACGUAUUGAACAAGCGGUACCCGCUUGAACAAGCAUUGUUUUAGGAUCAGGUCGACUGAUGUGAGGAAGAUGUCGACAGGCCGUUGGGCUACCCGGGUAUCAGCGAUCUGUGCGGUUGUCGUGCAGGAAUUGUUUGUUCAGGUUGCUUCAGAAUAUUGCGGUGAUAACAAGUAUUGUCAGCCUCCAUACAAGUGCUGUGAAAAUGCUCUAGCUUGCUGUUAUGACCAUGACAAUAGCUACAGCCGUGGCUUCAGGCUGCAUGUUUGGAACAUGUGGUAUUUUUGGCUCGUCAUCAUUUUUAUCUUGAUGUCUUGUUUUGGUGGAUGUGGCUACUACCGUCGUCGAAGACUUGCAGCCCUUCAGCAGUCAGCAGAGAUCCAGCCUUCACGUUGUCAUGUGACCCAUGAACGCUGCGCUAAUACACGGCAAAGCUACUAUGCUUACACUGGACCUGGUGCAGACCCAGUUCCUGAUGUAUUACAUCUUCCACCACCUUACACAGAGGUUAUGAAUCAACCAAAUCUGUAUCCUGUUAAUAAAGUCGAUCUUCCACCCUACCCAGGACCUCCAUCAGCCAAAGGUGAAUCAAGCUGCCUUCCUGGAGACACGAUUCAUCCACCCCCCUAUACUGAACUUACCCCAUCUAUGCCUGUCUCAUUAGGCGAUGGGUCAUUGCAUCAGUCGGCACCUACCGUGUCAGUCACCCACACAGAGGCCUCUACUCAAGAGCAUGACAUUACCACAGGCAGAAGAAAUUUAGAGGCAGCCAACAAUGGGUGACAAUUUACAACAUAGUCAGCAGACUUUCUCUCUUUUAUUCCCCUAGUUUCUGUUACAACAAGAAUUUUUUGGCAUUUUUUCCUCUCAUUGUGUGUGACAAUCUUGAUAAAUUUCAUUUUGGCACAGUAAUACUACUGUUUGCCAGAGCCCCUCAGAAUGAUAAGAAUGGUCUAGUCAAAAUAAAUUUCGAUGCUGUUUACAUAGAUUUUUAAUAAUCCCAUUCUUUGCUUGUGUUAUUUUCUCCUUUUUCUAAGCAGAGGAUUUUACUAAUUUGGAAUAUUUAAUUGGGUGCCAUCACAAUUCUUUACACACAUUUAAAUCUGUUUUAAAAAAGAUGUUUUUCCUGUUUUGCAUGCAUAUGCAUUUUGUAUAUUAGCAGACACAUCUGCGUGUGUGAGGGAGAGGCUGCUUGAUGAUAGACUACUAAAAGGUUUGCUUGCCAUGGAGCUGUAACUCGUCACACAUGAAGUUUUCAAAUCUUUAUCUGAACAGUGUCAGCAGACACUGUGUGAGUUUGUUGCCAGUUCCCAGACAUAGGAAAAGUACAAGGUGUGAACCUAGUGGUGGUUAAAAUCCAAUACUGUUGCAUGUAGCUUAUGCUGCUCUAAUGGAGAAAGCUUCAGGAGAUGAUGAAGAAAUGCAUUUUAUUUACUGUUUAUAAAAAUAACAGUGGAAGCAAUGUAGUCGGAGCAGAUUACCAAGCAUAUAAAAUAGAAAGUUGUUUCUGCCUUUAUCUUCAAAGCACUCUCAAGAAAAGAUUUUAAACAUCUGUAGCUCUCAGCCUGGUCAUUUGAUCUCAGUUGAUUUUUCUGUGACACAUUUUGAAUUGGAAUGUUUGACAGUAAAGUUCAGUGAAAUGAAAAUGAAACUUAUUCUUUUUUUCCAUAAGGGUAGGCAGGGUCCUUAUAUGGCAGCAGGAGCAAGAUUGUUUUUGGUUUCCUUCGAGUGUCUUACAUAAUGUUUUAUUAAGCAACUCUAGAAAACCACUUACCCAACUUAAACCUAAGUACAGAAGACAUGGAUGCUUGUAUAUUCUUUGGGGUUUGAUUUUGGCAUGGGACUCAACUUUGUUCUUAAGUAGCCCUGAUAUAUUUUUCUCUUCUUAGCUACUUUAUAUCCAUGUAGUCUCAGACUGAUCAGCAUCAAAGUGUCUUUAGCUUCUUUCCGACUAUCUCUAUCAGUCAAUAAAUCAGACUGCAGAUGUCUUUAGCUAUUUGUUGGAUGGCAUAUUUUAGCAAAAUGACGAUUGGUUUUUCAAGAACAUUACUGUCCCCUAGAAAUUCCUUGUGUUACCCUCAUUUUCUAAACCAUUUGGAUGAUUGCUGAUUCUUCUUGUUCCUGAUCACCUCCAGUGGAGAAUAGGGCCGCAACUACACGUUGCAUUUGCAGUUUCUGUUACAGGGGUUGUUCUACAGGGUGGGGUUGCUACCCCCACACCCAACCCUCCUCCUUCAUCCAGGCUUUGGACUGGCAGGUUACCCAGGGGUUUCCAGCUGAGUUAUAAUUGCUGAUUGCCUGACAUGAAAGUUCACAUACCUGUAUAGCAUAAUGUUUCAUUAUGAUGAGCAGCAAGAGUGUUUGUGAUCAGAACUGGGAGUGAGAGAGCACCCAUCCUCAAUCUAUGUAUUUUCUGUAAUGAAAGAAAUGUUCUGUAUUGCAGAACCUGUGACUCAUGAGCCAUGACACUUGCCCUGGUAAAUUAAACUUUAAAUGAAAAUUAUUUUUCUUAUUGUUAGUGCAUGGCUAGAUGCCUGCAAAUAGUUUUAAAGUUUUUUUCUUACAGUCACCUAUGAUACAAACAAGCUGAAUAGGAAGAUUUUCUAAUUAACACAUAACCUUCUUGGUGACCAUGAAUAAAAAUUUGUAUGACUUUCCUAAAGGAACCUAGAUUUUCUUCAUUUAGAUUUUAUAGUCAAUUUUCAUGCUCAGAUGUUUGGUCAGUAAAGGCUCUCAGUAUCAAUGUCUGCUGAAUACAAUUUAACCAUUGCAUUGGGAAAAAACUACCAACAGAAUGGUCAUCUAUACUGGACGUAAAAUUCAGCAUCUUUACCUGUCGCUGAAGUUGUGUACAGGUAAUAUUUAUGUGACCAUUAAUAAAGCAGCAACAGGAACUGCACAUUGAAAACAUAAUGUAUCUACAUCUCUAGACCUUUUCUUUUUUUAGAUUAACCCUUUGGGCACAAUAGGCCAUGAUUGUGGCUUUGUCGGGAAAGCAUGUGGAAGGCAAUUUUCAUUACUUUUAUUGCAAAGUUCAAACUUUCUCCUUUCCAAAAAUGAAUAGGUUUCUUGAUCUGUUUACCUGAGAGCAGCAAUAAUAAAAAACAAACUUCAUCCACUGUUGUCUUCUCAGUCUUCAGCUAUUAGCCACUCUUUGCAAUAUUUAUACUUUUAUAUGGUGCUCAGAAGGUUAAGUAAAAGUGUCUUAAUGCAUAAUUUUGUGCUGUGAUAAGAAAAAUUGAAAUACACAGCAAGGUCAAAUGAUCUUUCUUUUGGCCUGUUAUAUGCUUGGGUCAUAAUAUGGAAUAGUCAGUUAAGAACCUGAAGGUUCAGUAGGAAAUGUAUCUUUUAUUCCAUCCACUUUCUUAAAAACUCUAGAAAAUUUACCAUCAUGAUAUUGGAGAGCAACAUAAUGGAUUUGAAAUCUGUUGCAGCUCUAGUGUAUAUUGUCUCAAUCAUAAACACAGCUUGACAUUCACAUGUUCUGUUGCACUACACAAAGACAACUAAAUUGCCUCUUCAGGCUGUCACCUUAAAUAUCUAUUAAGAAAAAAUAACGACAACAGCAAUAAACAGUAAAUUUCUGUCCAUCCAUCCUGUAAUCCAAGAGAUCUGUUGUGCACACAAGACACGGUGGCAUGCCCAACACACAAAGAAAAGAAAUUAUUUAUCCACCUUUUCUGCUCUUGUGCAACUAUUGCUUUUUCAUGAGAAGCCAUGGCUUAAAAAAAAAUUGGUUCUCGUGAAUUCACUGAACAUAUAGUAUAGAAUGGCUUACCACUUGUGACAAAAUAGUCAUCCCUUGGGAAUCAACAACCUCUGAGUACACAAAAUUCUAACACUGCCUCAAGCUGAAUGCUGGAACUGAUCAGUAUAGGCGUUGCCUUUUGGGGUUGACAUCCUUGUCACAAGACGAUGCAUACACCAACUCUCAGGUUAGUCAUCUGUCAUUGCCUCUUGUGAUGGAUCUCCUCAACACAGCACAACUCGUAUGCCUACUCUUGGGUCAGUCAUCCUUCAUUUUCUUUUUGGGUAGACAUUUUUUGUCACCACACAAUGUAUAUACACCAGCUCUGAGGUCUAGUCCUUUCUCUGGGCCAGGUGAGUGACAAAGUUGAUUGCUUUCAUUCACCUUUGAUACAAGCUAAUCUGUUACUUUUCUGGAAAGGUACAGUUUUUACUUCCCACCCUUACUUCAACUUAGGGACUUUCAUGGCUUCUCUGGAAAUGCAGAACUUACCAGGUGUUCAGAAUAUAUAGGGUCAGUUUCACAUUUAGAACAUCCUGCACUAGUCAGGAAAAAUAUUCUUCAUGUGUGGUCUGACUUGUCUGUGACCAAAACAUACUGACUCAGGCAUGCAAAACUUUCACUCAAAAACAUGUACUAUGUUACCAGUCCAUGACAAAAUCACAUUACAAACACAGAUUUACUUGUGCUUAAAAGAUGUGCAAAAUAUUUUUUUUAUUUUGAAACUGACUUUUACGUAGCCACAAGAUUUUGUUUUGUAUUACAGCUUAAAAAGCGGUUCCGCUUCCUGCAAAUGAGCAAACUGCAUGCCUUGUGAUUUAUUUGAUAAUUUUUGUCUAUAAAUGUGUAUUGUGAUUUUUAUAUAAUUUUAAAAUAAAUCUUUUUUCACGGUG
Pomacea canaliculata is the source of this 4737-nucleotide messenger RNA. RefSeq names its product vesicular, overexpressed in cancer, prosurvival protein 1-like. The record is from RefSeq and is a predicted model, not a curated record. Gene Ontology annotation, cellular component: cytoplasmic vesicle membrane. The transcript is spliced from 6 exons. Bases 169 to 879 code for a protein of 236 amino acids. NCBI's taxonomy places the organism in Eukaryota, Metazoa, Mollusca, Gastropoda, Architaenioglossa, Ampullariidae.